Messenger RNA from Aureobasidium musti, 2367 nucleotides. NCBI's taxonomy places the organism in Eukaryota, Fungi, Ascomycota, Dothideomycetes, Dothideales, Saccotheciaceae. The record is from the annotation of a GenBank genome assembly.
AUGCGAUCUUCGGUGAUGGAUAACGCCCCGACUAUCAUAGAUCGGCCAUCUCAGAGGCCAACAACAAUCUUAAGUCCACCGCUCUCUAGUGCUGGCCAAACCAUCUCUUCAUCCACCAUCUCCAGCGCAGAAGCUUCGACGAACACGGCAUCACCUCAAAGUGUCUCACCCUCUGCUACCAGUAGUGGUGUCAGCGUCAUAUUUCGCCCGACCUCAGCCGCGAGCCAAACAUCUUCCGUGCUUGUAGGUGCUUCAUCCUCCGAUUAUACUUCAUUUCCGGCUAGUUCUCUUCCUUCGGACCUUGCUUCGUCUGCCAAUGUUGUGUUCUUCUCCACUACCAAUGCUGUUUCCUAUUCGACAGUCAGCACCACUUCGUAUUUUGCUGGACCUUCUAGCUUGCCUCAGACCAACUACUCCUGUCCUGCAGUCAACGGAGAACAGGUCCAAGCCAACACCGGAGGUUCAUAUAUAAUAGGCUGUAGCGAAGAAACCUCAGGAUUUGAUGUUCUUGUGGCUACUGCACCAGACUUCAAUGACUGUAUGACUUAUUGUGAUCAGCUCCCAAGCUGUACCGCGUGGACGUAUAGUAGCAGUUGCUACUUGGAGACAGGCACAUCUGCUUCUGACUUCUCCUUCCAACCGUCAACUCGAGGAGCGGUGUCUGGUAUCAGAUCACUACCAGCUGGAACCUCAGGUCUUUCAGAGAGCAGCGCGACCUUUAUCACUAGUUCUUCUGUGUCACAAACGACGGGUUCUGUAGCACCGACUGAAGAUGCACCUGGUUUCUCGACAACAACAUCAGCAACUCCACCUCCAGAUUUGCCAUCAAUUGCCGAGGUAUCGACUACUAUCGUUCCGACCGAAACGUCUGUGAAUUCUGAGGACGUCACUCAGAGCACAAGUUACCAAAGCACUGUACAGUUGCUAUCUGCUGCGUCCGAUCUGGCCUCAGAAGACACGUCAAGAACGACAACCACGAGCGAUCCAGGAACGACUUCUGAAGCUACAACCAGUAGUAUAGGACCCAUUGCUACAGAUGACAAUGGUGCAGCGAGUCUAUCGUAUCUGACCUCGACCAUUUUCACACCUUCUGUCACGGACAUCAUAUCUCCAACCACCACCAAUAGUACGUCUUUCUUGACCACCACCAAUAUUAGGACUGCAUCGAGCGCAGCUUCAUCCUCAUCAAUUAGCUGUUCCAUCUUUGACAAUGUCCUUGACAUUUGCCUCGAUGCAGUUAUCACGCCCUCUGUUGGCGUUGGAGGUGCAGUCAGUGUGGGCAUUGGGAGUUGCACCAUUACAGUUGUUGAUGCAUCGAUAAGUCUGGGAAUUGCGCCUUCUGCUGCAGCAACUGCGGACGUGGGCAUAUCUAUUGGGACAGGGGAUGUUGAGAUAGGAGCAAGUGCCAGCAUAGGCGUUAGUCCUGGCAUUGGUGGCUUGCAGCAGUCAACUACAGCUACUUCUUCACCAUCGACAUCGUGCUCCGCCGGCGGGAACGCGCUCAAUAUCUGCAUAGACGCUGCUGUUACUCCCUCGAUCGGAGCUGAUGGCAAUGCGGGCAUUGCUGUGAGUAGCAGUAGCACUAUCACACUAGUUGAUGUAUCGGCCUCUUUGGCGAUCGCGCCAUCCAUAACAGCAGGUGUCGAUGUCAGGAUCUCAACUGGUACGAGUGUCAUAGCCUUAGUUGCAAAUGCGACCCUUGGGGCAAACCUUGGUCUUGGUUCUAACACAGCGGGACCACUGUCUAGCAAUAUGGCUUCAACAUCAACCUCGAACUGCUCAGCUGGUGGCAAUGUUCUCAAUCUAUGCGUCGACGCAACCAUCACAGCAUCUGCCAACGCCAACCUCAAUCUCAAUCUUCGACCUAGUAGUAGCGCGCUCACAUUGCUAGAUGCAUCGGUUGUAGUCACACCUUCAAUCGCAGCAGGCAUUGAUCUCGGCUUGUCUGUCGGGUCAUCUAGCAUGAGUCGUACUCAAAGUCCUAUCCUGGGAGUGAGUACAACAAGUCUUUUGGCAGGAUUGGAUCUGGGAAGUCAAUUGAUAGCAAGCGUGACAUCAAAUGGCUUGUCAAUCACGGCUCUCAGUACCGGCCUGCUUCCGACGUCGUCGCUCGCGCUGGCUUCAGGACUGGGCAUUGGCUCGGGUCAGCCAUCUUUAGCACCAGCUGGAUCGUCUACUUCUUCACGAUCGUCCUCAGUAUCAACUGCAACAAGCUCAAGCACCACGUCGACCUCUACAAGAGUUUCUAGUACUGCAGGCCUUGUCCAAAGUUUGACUGGUGCUCUGGGACGUGAAAUUAAGUACCCUAGGGACUCGCCGAACGGACAACAAGGAUUCACUACUCUUGUGCGAAUAGGGCGAAUAUGA